AAAGUGAUAGUUUUCCAAUACAAUGUCACCUAACAAACACAUUUGAAAUGCACCACAAUUAAGUAACCACUAGUCGACCUUAUAUUAAUGUUUAGAAGGUUCAUCAACAGUUAGCCAAUUGCGUUUCGUCCACGGACCAAAAGACAGCACCCGCUUUACGCACAUCACGUAUUAAUGCUAGUAUAUAAACCAAGCCCUGGACACCCAUGGCAUACAUUGUGUAUCGCCAGCCGGUGGCGAUCAGUCGCGUCACAAAACAAUUGAAAACAGUGCAUCAUGAAAGUUAUAGUGCUUCUUUCCAUCGCGGCGUUCGCCAGUGCUCACCAGCCAGCAUCAGAACUCGUUAGAAACAUUUAUAGCGAAUGUUUGAGCCAAUAUUCAGUGGAGUGUGUGAAACCGAGAGCGUUGGAAUGGAUUUCGCGAGUAGCUAACGAUGAUGAGAUCAAGAUCACUGAAGAUUUGUCCAUCGUGAAGACCGCCAUUUUGGAUGAGGAGCCUAGAGCAGCUAAGGAUGACGCGUACGCGAUUGUCGACAAAAUUGAUGGGUUUUUGCAAACUCAUACGUUGAGAGUGAAAGUUCCUGAGGAGAUCACCAAGAGCGCAGCGUCGGAAUAUGUGCCACGAUCUCUGCUUUCUGGCUUGCCUUCAGAACUGGACAUGCCUCUGGAUGGUGAAGAAGAUGUUGAGGUGUUCGAAGGCAGGAAGAAGAAAAUCAAGCUGCCCAAGCCUUUGAGGAUCAAGAGCAAGCACGGUCUCAUCAAGAAGGUGUUGCUGCCUUUCCUCCUCGGCCUGAAGUUCAAGGCCUCAGUCCUGGUGCCCCUGGCCCUGGCCCUCAUUGCCCUGAAGACGUGGAAGGCUCUCACCCUUGGUCUCAUCUCCCUUGUGCUGUCUGGUGCCAUGGUUAUCUUCAAGUUUACUAAGCCCAAGGUAGUGAACUACGAGGUGAUCCACUACCCUCAGCACCAUGUGGAACAUCACGUCGACCACCACGCCGGCUGGGAGCACGGCCCCUACCAACGCUCCUAUGAGGACGCCCAGGAACUGGCGUACAACGGACAGAUCUAAACUGACACUGGCAUUAUUUACUAACUUAUUUAUUUAUUGAAACGAACUGUAAAUAAAGUAUGAUAAGUCUCAAUUUA
This is a messenger RNA of Cydia strobilella, 1142 nucleotides long. RefSeq lists its product as uncharacterized. The transcript is spliced from 3 exons. Gene Ontology annotation, cellular component: membrane. Bases 277 to 1065 code for a protein of 262 amino acids. The record is from RefSeq and is a predicted model, not a curated record. Lineage: Eukaryota; Metazoa; Arthropoda; Insecta; Lepidoptera; Tortricidae.